UGUUUAUGACGAGCCACAGUAAUCAGUUGAGUGGACGCAUUCGUGCACAAUGAUUGGUGUUAUCAUAUCGGUGUUGUUAAUUAUAUUAUUUUGUUUGCGCUUUUACAAAAAUGCAUAUAUCAAGCCUGUGGAUAAUUUCCCACCCGGGCCACCAAGCUUACCAGUGUACGGCGCGUAUUGGAUUGUUCUCAUGAAGCAACUAAACAACUUGGGUGGCUCUUUGAGAACCCUCGCCGCGGAAUACAACACGAAGAUAGUUGGCUUCUACCUCGGCCCGUACGCAACCGUCGUGAUCGACGACCCGAAGCUGAUUAAGGAGGGCUUGUACAAUGAAGACUUCGAUGGACGUCUGGAUAUCAUUGUAGCACGAAUGCGAUCUUAUUGGAAGACGCUCGGCAUCUUCUUUACCGACGGCUACUUCUGGCACGUGCAGAGGAGGUUCACACUGCGAUACAUGAGAGAUUAUGGGUUUGGACGACGAGAGGAGAGCCUGGAGGCCGUGGUUGCGAGUGAGACUAAGGAAAUGAUCGAUAUGGCGAGAAAUGGUCCCAAAUAUCCAGCUGAAAACGAAUUGGUGAAAGGCGACUUAAUAUGCCUGCAACAUUUUUUCGACGUACCAUUUAUGAAUGGUAUGGUACACAUUUUCGCCCGUACCACUUUCCCCAGGUCCGAAUACAAAGUUCUUUUUGACCUAGCCCGCGCAACUUUACUAUUUCAAAGGGGGACCAAUGACUUUGGAGGUGCUUUAACAAUAACACCGUGGUUAAAAGAUGUUCUUCCGGGUUACAGUGGCUAUUCUAAUUUGAAGAAAGGAAACCAGGCUUUGUUGAAUUUCUUUGAUAAAAUAAUAAAGCACGCAUUAGCGACUCAUGACAAAACAUAUGAUCGCCAUUUCUUAGACGUGUACAUAAAAAAGUGGAAGGAAGAGGAAACGACAGUCAAAAAGACAACAUUCUCAGAACAUCAGCUACAGCUGGUCUGCACGGACUACAUGUUUCCUGCAGCGACCGGGGUUCAAUCCGUGCUUACAUUUUUACUUGAAAGGAUAUUAUUACAGCCUGAAAUUCAAGACAAAAUUCACGAAGAAAUCGACAGGGUGGUCGGGCGAGAUCGACUUCCAACGCUAGAUGAUAGACGAAAUAUGCCUUACACGGAAGCCUGCAUCAGAGAGAUCAUGAGGUACGAGCCACUGGUGCCCCUUGGAGUACCUCAUCGUGCUAUGAAGGCAUCCAAAUUCGGAGGUUAUGACAUACCUGAGAAUACCGUCAUUUCAUUCAACUACCUAACUUUGCACCACGAUAAAGAAACAUGGGGAGAUCCAGAAAACUUCCGGCCGGAGCGCUUCAUCGAGAAUGGGCAGCUGCAAGUAUCUAAGGAUAAAUCUCUUCCGUUCGGAGCAGGUAAAAGGCUCUGCGCUGGAGAAACCUUCGCUCGGCAAUCGAUGUUUCAAGUGUUCUCUGGAUUCAUGCAAGCAUUCAGCGUCUCAACGGCGGAUGGGAAGCCGUUGCAGAAGCCGAUGAAAAGAAUACAGGGGAUCAUCACCACGUUGCCGGAGUUCUGGGUCCGCGUUACGCCCAGAUUCUAAGCCUCUACAAAUAUUUUAUACUCUGCCUAGGCACAAGCCACGCGGAAAAACGUUAACAUAACGUAUUCGUUCAAACUUACAAAAAUACUUUUGCCAGCGUUCUUCGUCCACCUUUAUUAAGCUUUUUAUAAAUCGCAUAGGAACUGUUUGUU
This is a messenger RNA of Pararge aegeria (speckled wood butterfly), 1737 nucleotides long. RefSeq names its product probable cytochrome P450 304a1 (gene Cyp304a1). Gene Ontology annotation, molecular function: iron ion binding; oxidoreductase activity, acting on paired donors, with incorporation or reduction of molecular oxygen; monooxygenase activity. The record is from RefSeq and is a predicted model, not a curated record. The transcript is spliced from 9 exons. Bases 50 to 1585 code for a protein of 511 amino acids. Lineage: Eukaryota; Metazoa; Arthropoda; Insecta; Lepidoptera; Nymphalidae.